Molecule: messenger RNA, 408 nt
Organism: Aegilops tauschii subsp. strangulata
Lineage: Eukaryota; Viridiplantae; Streptophyta; Magnoliopsida; Poales; Poaceae
Source: RefSeq, a predicted model, not a curated record
AUGGACGAGAAUGAGGAGGACGACAAGGAAGGUGUGGACGAGGACGAUGAGGACGACGAGGAAGCCGUGGACGAGGAUGACGAGGACGAUGAGGAAGGCUUGGACGAGAGUGACGAGGACGUCGAGGAAGGCUUGGACGAGGAUGACGAGGACGGCGAGGAAGGCGUGGACGAGGACGGCGAGGAAGGCUUGGACGAGGAUGACGAGGACGUCGAGGAAGGCUUGGAUGAGGAUGACUUGGACGACGAGGAAGAUGAGGCGUAUGUGGAGUCCAACCGGCGCUUCCUCCGGGAAGAACAGGCGAAGACCGAUGUGCUCUUCGACGAGCUGGAUGCGGAGCAGGAGGCGGAGGCCAACGACGUCGAUGUCAGAAUGGAGAUAGUGGACAUCUUCGACGACGGGGAGUAG